UCUAGUGAAAAUUAAGCUAUGGAGAAAAUACUUCCUAUUCUCUUUCUUCCUCUGUAUGUGUCAACAGCACAUGCUUGUAAAGGGGUUAAAGAAAUAAUUCUUCAGCCUUACAUCGGAGAAAAAGUUGCAUAUCCUGAAAACUAUCCAAUAGACACAGGAUAUGGAGAUAACUUGAACUGCUCCUGGAAAAUCAGCACAAUCACGGGAUAUGAUAUUGUGGUUUAUCCAAGGUGGGCGUGCAAAGGAGACGCAGAUUUUCGUCUUCAUUACGGCUCAACAACGUUAACGAAGAUAGAUGGCUGUGUUGGAUGUCCUAAAGCAUAUGGGUAUUGUACACAUAGCGAAAUCAUACGAACUAGAUCAUCGGGAAUUCUGUUGACUUUUAGAACGUUGACGCCCUGUAAAAGAGGUGGCUUCCAGUUUCGCUUCAUGUCUGUUGAAAAGAGGGAAAAUGACACCUGUAAAUCAACUGAACAACUAAUCGCAGAGUCAACUCCGAAAUUCAUUACAUCUCCGGGGUUCCCAUCUGCAUACCCAAGUCCCGUGCAGUGCUCCUAGAUUGUGGUUUCUGACUUAAAGGAGAACUUCCGUUUAAUUAUUGAGUUCCGCUCUCAAGAUUUAAAAACAACAUUAUUUGGCGUUGGCUGCAAGGAUUACGUAAAGAUAGAUAGUGUAGGCGAAUUUUGUGAAGACAGUAAAGGUAAUAUAUUACGAACAUCCGAAAGAAUGAUCUUAAAUAACUCUACAACUAAGGUGCAGUUUGUUAGUGACGUCGGGUUAAGUAGAAGCGGUUUUGUUUUGGCUUUUUACGUCGCAGUUCUCCCAAUAAUUUCGCUUCGUUUGACACCAGAGGAUGACGUAUCGUUCGUGACCGGAGGAGAUUUCCAUAUUGAAUGUGAAGCUUUAUACACGGAUACACUAGUUAGCCCAUCUCAUAUAAUACUAUACUGGAAGAAAGAUGGGAAAGAUAUUUUAUCAGAUCGGGGCUUCAGUGAAAUGGAUGCAGGCGCGUAUUCAAUUUUAUUAAAGUCAUCAGCCGAACUGCGUGACUCUGGACGAUAUUCCUGCUCACAUUCACUUUAUUCUAACUCUGAGGAUGUUUCUGUGUAUAUAAAUGUAACAGAAUCAGAUAAAGAUAAACCAUGUCCUUGCCAACAUGGAGGGACUUGCAUGAAUUCUACAUGCGUUUGUCCAGUUGGAUACCAGGGCAGAUUUUGUGCAGACGAACACAUAGAAAUCCUAUCCUAUAAAAGUGGUAACUCAGUAAUACGCGAAGGAAAGUCAGUGUGGUUCCAAGCAGAGAUCGUUGGUCCUGUUGGUUUCAUUGUCCAGUGGUCUCGAAAUGGAGAUUCAAUAAGCAAUACAGCAUCCAGAUAUGUUAUGACGUCAUCUAAAACAGAAAAUGGCACAACGCUGCAUGUCCUAACUAUCACAGAUGUUUUACGACGGGAUGAAGGAUAUUGGACAGUAAAAGCAUUAACAGGUUUGACCAAUGAAGCGAGGAAUAUUACAGUAAAAGUACUUCCAAAGCUAUUGCUACAGAUGGCACCCCAAUAUGAUUUCUCAAUUAAAACUGGAGAGAGUAUAUAUCUUCAAUGUGACGCCAUCAAUCCUAAAUCCUUAACAGGUUUAUCUAACGGAAGUUUAGCCUGGAAGAAAGAUGGCGUUAAUGUUUUAUUGGAUUCUGGAUUCAACAUAAGCACAACAAACGUAUCUUCUACAUUGGAAAAAGAAUUGGCGGAUCUUGGUGACACAGGACGCUUUUCGUGUUUCCAGUCUAGCUAUCCAGAUCCUGUAUCUGUUUCUAUAACUAUUUCUGUCACAAAACCAGAACAAAUCAGAUGUGCGGACGACGAGUUUGAUAAUAUAAAAUGGAAAUCCAUGAUUGCUGGAAUAACUAAAAUGGAGUCAUGUCCGGAAUACCAAAAAGGAACUGCAACUAGAUAUUGUAAUUUCGAAGGAGUUUGGGAAUUCCCCGAUUUCUUUAACUGUACUGAUGUCGCUUUGGUAAAUGCCAAUGAAGAUUUGGAUAGUAUAAUUGCUGAUGGCACAACUAAGAAUGUAGAUGAGACUGUGAACAACAUGUUAGUGAAAAUGAAGAAUCUGACGUCACAGAGCAGUGUAUUGAGUGCCGGAGAUAUCAGCUCAUCUCUUGACAUCCUAGAAAAGAUUGUCAACGUCACAAAUAUGACGGGUGCAAACGUGGAGAAGGAGGCCUUCUUUGCGGUUGUCGACAAUGUUUUGUCAACAAACAACACCAAAUAUUGGACUGCUGUAAGCGAAAAGACUGAAAAGGAUGCAAGCUCACUUUUAAAGAAUAUGGAUCGAAUGUGUGAAGUUGUUUUAAAGAAAGAAAAUAUAACAACAUCAAUAUUUAAAGGGAAAAAUUUUGAAGUGUCUGUUGAUAAGACAAAAGUAGAUGAAAAGGGAAUCGUCUUCCCAGAAAAAAAAGAGAAAACACCAAAUGAUACAUCAACAGAUACGGAAGAAUAUUCCACAUUUCUUGAGUUGCCGAAGCAAACAAAUAAAAUUAAAAAACCAAUUACUUAUGUGGCUGUCAUAUACAGGACGAUAUCAGACAUUUUACCCACAGAUUCAGAUUCAAAUACAGAAGAAAAUUCAAACGGAGUGACGGAAGGAAAAGAGAAGAAAAAGAAAGAAUUCGUCAAUUCUGAAAUCCUGUCGCUUACUACUCAGACAGACCUGGGUAUUCUGUACCCUCCUCUUAAUCUGGCCUUCCAGCAUAAACUUGAGAACGAAAGUGCUGACGUUCAAGCAGCGUGUGUGUCUUGGGACUUUACAACAAAUAAAUGGUCCGAAGAAGGCUGCAAAGUAAACUCCACCAACAACAAGAGAACAGUCUGCCAGUGUAACCAUCUUACUAAUUUUGCCAUUCUGAUGAGACCAUACACGCCUGAAAAAGAAGACAGAGUGUCAUUGAAGACAUUUUCUCUCGUUGGUGUUAUUAUAUCCAUUGCUUUCACAGUGUUAACGUUUGUGAUAUUUAUUCUGACAUGGAAACAAAUAAAGAGUGAUCAAAAUAUAAUGUUGCUUAAUCUCUGUGGAUCGCUUGUGAUGUCCUAUAUUGUCUUCAUCGCUGCUGUAGAAAAGACAGAAAAUGAGGGUGUUUGUAUUUUCAUCACGGCUCUUAUCCAUUAUCUUUUCUUGGUGACCUUUUUCUGUAUGCUGAGUAUGGGUAUCUACUACUGUAUGAGUAUUACAGUGACAUUCUACGCCAUGUAUGUAGCCAACAACUUCAAGUCCAAAUCCCGAGUGCAGUGGUUCCUUUUGGGAUCAUGGGGUAUUCCACUGAUCAUUGCAGCAAUUACUUUAGGAGCUUUCUGGGAGAAUGGCUACCACCUUAAACACUACUGCUGGCUGUCCAUGGAAAGUGGUUCCCUAUUUUUCUUCAUUGUUCCAGUUUGUCUAAUUGCCGUGAUUAAUAUAAUGAUAAUGGUGUCCCUGAUUCGAGUGCUAUGUGCCUCCAACGCGAUGACAAAGUCUUCACUUCAGAAAAAGGCCGCGUCUGGAUUGCGGUCUCUUGGUACCCUUUUACCCGUACUAGGUGUUACCUGGAUAUUCGGAGUCUUAGCUGUAAACGAAAGUGCUGAAAUAUUUCAAUAUAUUUUCAUCAUAGCCAACUCCUUACAGGGUUUUUGUAUAUUCAUUUCACACGUGCUAAUGAACAAAAAGCUGAUGAUGGGUAUAAAGACAAAGUACCCAUCUCUGAAUGGACUGAGAAUAUUCACAGAAUCCAGUAAAAAGGAAACUUCUUCUGUGUCAAGAUCACAUUGGUCAAGGUCAGAGACUCCAUUGGUGAAACCCAAGAGUUUAUAACUUAUUCCACUUGUACGUAUGAAAUAGACUUAAUCUAAGGAAUUAUUCU
Messenger RNA from Saccostrea cuccullata (small rock oyster), 3886 nucleotides. Its product is annotated as adhesion G protein-coupled receptor B1-like. Gene Ontology annotation, biological process: adenylate cyclase-activating G protein-coupled receptor signaling pathway; cell surface receptor signaling pathway; negative regulation of angiogenesis. The record is from RefSeq and is a predicted model, not a curated record. Gene Ontology annotation, cellular component: plasma membrane. The coding region runs from base 727 to 3837 and encodes 1036 amino acids. NCBI's taxonomy places the organism in Eukaryota, Metazoa, Mollusca, Bivalvia, Ostreida, Ostreidae. Gene Ontology annotation, molecular function: G protein-coupled receptor activity. The transcript has 34 exons.